GAACAGCUCUUCACCCUCUCCUUGCCAGACAGCAGUGUUUUGCUCCCUUCGUAUCGCUGUAGUUUUCUGACAAAUGCCUCUGCUGUCCAACAUGACACCACGGUGCAAAGGACAUGUGUGGGGCUAAGCGAGCGACACCGCCUUCCCAGUGCUGGUCCAAGCACGCGACAUCGUUAAGCCACCUUUGCUGUGGCCAAAAACGCGCCCCUCUGGACCCAGUAACACAUGCACAGCACAGUCAGAGGCAGGACUGAGAUGCUCCUGCUUUAUUUGUGAGGGGAGUCCCGAGACCUCAGUGACACAGACUCAGAGAACAUCUUAGAACCAAGGGGUCCCCUCCUUCCUGUUUUGCAGCAGGCGUCCCCAGAGCAGGCUUUACCACGGAAUCAAGAGAGCAUGUGAGAACCAGGAUGGAUCUGCUGCAACAGAGGUGUGCUGGGCGCUUGCUCUGCAGGCUGAUCCUCCUUGAGUCUGUGGUGACCUUGGCCUUGAUGCUCUACGCACUGCUGUGGGAAGCCGGCAACCUGGUUGACCUCCCUGACAAACGCAUUGGCUUUUACAACUUCUCCCUGUGGAAUGAGACAGCUGGGGAGCUGCAGUGCCUGGACUACGAGCAUUUGCAGGUGAUGGGCAUCAGCCUACCAGGAAUGGUGCUAGCCACGAUUUGUGUGUAUGGCUGCCUGGUCUUCAGUACCUUCUACACCAUUUGUGUUGCUUAUGUGGAGUGCACAGAGGACAGAGAGGGCUGGAAGGUGAUCCGCAUCAUGCCCACCAUCAAGACAAUAAUCCUGUCUGGUGGCCUGGGUACGUUUCUUUUCCAAACCUGGCACUGGAUUCACCUCUCUGACUUCACUGGGGGCUUCCUGGCACUGCUUGGGACUCAGGCUCUGCUACUGCUCCAAAUUCUCACUGUCACUAAGUGCCUCAGCUGGGUGGGCACGGCCACUUUACACGCACGGCUCGCUAACGACUGUUCUCUGACCGUCGUGGACAGCUUGACCGGGUGGGCUGGUUACACUAUAUGCGCGGCUUGUACCGAGCCCGCGGGGCGCCUCCCGCGGCUGCUCACCCCAGAGCGGGCUGCGCCGUAA
Messenger RNA from Colius striatus (speckled mousebird), 1091 nucleotides. Its product is annotated as transmembrane protein 140-like. The coding region runs from base 411 to 1091 and encodes 226 amino acids. The record is from RefSeq and is a predicted model, not a curated record. The transcript has 2 exons. Lineage: Eukaryota; Metazoa; Chordata; Aves; Coliiformes; Coliidae.